Molecule: messenger RNA, 17461 nt
Organism: Spirometra erinaceieuropaei
Lineage: Eukaryota; Metazoa; Platyhelminthes; Cestoda; Diphyllobothriidea; Diphyllobothriidae
Source: the annotation of a GenBank genome assembly
AUGGCCUUCACUGAAGGCAAGCAGACACAACUCGGCCACGGUCCUUACGACCCCCAUCCUGAUAAAGUGGAUGGGGGCCGCCCAGACGAUGGUGUCAUAAAUUCAAAGGAAAAACAAACUGAUUAUAUGCCCAUCGAGGAGCCGCCAUCACCAUCGCACAGUGAGGAAAUAAACGGGCCGCUAAACAAUUCGAUGCCGAACAAAACCAGUCAGAUGGCUGUUAGGAUUCGCAGCAAUGAACAGCCCAGCUUCCAGCAAAACGUCCGACAAAGCGGCCGAGGUCUUAGACAAAGUUUUUACAAGAGAGGCGGUCUGCCGUAUAUUGGCGAGAAUUCUGAAGCCGUCAGCAGUAACAGAGCACUCGGCAAACCCGAAAUGACAGAGCGGUAAGUAAAAUGCUGUGGUAAUUUAGAGAGUAGACUGCGCUAGUCGCGUUGAGACAAGUUUAUACUGUGGAUCAUUUGACGCCAUAAUGAUAAAGCACAAAUCAACUUGCAAACAUAUCCGUAUUUGCUUUUGUCUCUAAUGAUGGGUUAGAGCAGGGAUCCGAAACGUCAGGCUAAUAAAGCUCUUGUCCCAGUGAUCGCGUCUCCUUCUUCAAUAAUGGAGUUUGUUUGCUUGAGUAUUGAAGUAGUAGUUUAUCAGAGUUGCGAAAGUUCCCGUUGAAAAAUUCGAAAGGCAAUUUGGCGAGUUUUGGAUCGCUAAACGUAAGACGUAAUUUAAUCCGCUGUUUGAUCGAAGGGGGGAAAAGUGUCUACACAGCUUAUAGCAUCGAAGAAGAGUCUAAGACCAUUGAAGGGCUUUUUGGUCAGAAUGGGGGUCCUGAUGGAUUCAUUGCUAAGCCCGUAGUCGAAAGACCACCAAACUCCCCGAUAAUGACGGCAUGAAAGAAAAGGCUUUUCAUCAGGGUCCCAUUUCAAGGGAACGUGCCGGGUGGACUUCUAAGAAAACGCCUAACUCAAACUGUAUCACGGACCUUUCCAGCAGCUGAUACCCAUGUACUGCUCUCCACCAAUCUCAUCCUAAUCGGGGAGGGCAAGGAGAACUACCAGUCCAGACUACCUCUAUGUGUAUUUUAUCCUACACCUGCUCCUGUGGGGCAGAAUAUAUUGGUCGCACGAGCCGGCGUUUGUCCAAAAGUGUAAAGCAAAAUCAUCCACCAUGGUCAGGCAAGGGUCAAAUAAAGAAUAUUAACAGCUCUAUCCUCAUGCACAUGGUAGACACAGACCGCCGUGUAGACGCCAGAGGGGCCUUCCGAAUGAUUUACAAGGUUCUGUCAGGCUAUCCAAAACUACUUCCGCAGCGCCUGUUGGUUACCGCAGAGGCGACUGCAAGCAGGCUACGCGAACCAGUCAUAUGCGCACAGAAGAACUUCGUAUAAGUCCCACAGUUGCCAUGGUAAAAGCAACCAAGCCAGCCACCCGCAUAGAAUUACCCUUCCCGGGUCUAACUUCUCCCUGACGCUAACUGGAAUUUUGGUGUUCCACUAUCCCCCCCCCUCAAACUCCAGCUACAUCAUAAUUACCUACUUGCCCCUAUCUUUUAAUCCAUUAAUUCAAUGACCAUAAAAAUGUACAGACCUGAAGAGGAUUUAUCGAAAACAGACGUAUGCUCGCCAAAUUGCCUUUUAUAAGUUUAUCCUCCAACAGGGGACGAGGACUGUCUCCGAAAAUCCUAUCUCAGAAACAUGCACCAACGAGUUCCACACAGCAGCAGACACGAAGUAAAUUCAAUCCUCACUCUAAAACCUUUGCUAGCCUGGCGUUUUAUAUUCAUUCUAAAGCACCCAAUUCAUUCUGCCUUGGAUUAUGGGCACGGAAAGGGGUCAAGAAGGUCAGAUUAUGGAAGUUUUUGUUCAAGUGAUCGUGUUCUCGCCUUCUUAAUCCUGUAUUCUGCCAGUUCUGCCGACGCGCAGGUGAAAACGCGGUAAAUAGCAUGGCAAGUCUAAACUAUACUCCACUACUGACCAAAUUGGUGAAUCAGGUGUCUUUAUGAAGGAGCCAUGCAUUCGAACGCAGAAAACUAUUCGGAGGCAUGGAUAUGUCAAUUAUCCGUGUACCCACCAGAUUGUAGAACGAAGAGAUAUCGCCUUGUUUUCCAACUGUUACAUAAUUCUAAUAAUCAGAAAUUUAGGGAAACCUUGAUGUCGUAUGUAAUGCCGGAUGAGGCAGUGAGCUGCGCCUGUACCUAUGUGACAUCUCCGUUCCUAUGAAACGGCUAUGAGAGACCUGGCAAGUAGUAGCCAAGUCCCAUGCUUAUAUGGAAGGACUGUGAUUGCGGAUGCCUGAUGUCUUCACUGACAGUUCGACUGUCGAUUUCCACGAUAUCCACGGUGUGCUCCACAGCAGGGUGAGAACAGGGACGACGACAUGCACGUGAAUUAGUUUGUAGUGGUAGUGUAGUGGUACUGCACUCUCUCCCCCUCUUCCACCUGGUUUCGGUGUCAAGACAGAGUCAGGAAGACCGGAGGCGCGGUGUGACGCAGGUGACUGGCACGGAGUAAAUCCGCACCUAGGUGUACCACCACACCCCCUGGCCCACAACGCACACUGACCAGGAUUUUGCACAACAAUAGGAAAAGGGGUGGCUCGGAUCCCGGCUGAGUGGGAGUGAAAUAAAGUUUACAUUAAGAAGGAGCCAUGACAGCCUGUCUGUUCGCCCCGAGAGGGGGAUCAGUUUAUCUUAUGCGUUGGUAGCCCUCCAAGCCACGGCCUUUAGCUCACCAUGAUAGCUUAAACGCGUGUCACCUUGUUUAAUGUAAGGAGUGUGCGCUGGGGGUCGACCUCACACUCUCCCUCCUCCACAUGCAACAGUCGAUACUGCGAGUCGAUCUAACUUCAGGUACGAAGAGAGGGCGCAGUGACUGACAGAGUUAAACAGCCCGUCUGCGCGUGCCACUCGCGACCCAGCCCUCCGCACACAAAGGGGUGGACGGCCCGUAUCCCAUGUGCGUGGGAGCGCCAUAGAGGCCACAUUAGGAAGGAGUUAUCGCAGCCUGCCUCUCGGUCCACCAGUUCGCCACUCCACACAAACACACCCUGGGCUGACUGCAAGGUUCGAGUUAUCCCGUCAGUUGACAGCCUUCCAGGCCACGGCUUUUAACACACCGUGAUUGAUUUCAGCGCGUCAGAUUGUUGGUAGGGAGGACUAUGCGCUGACAGUGGACCUCAUUCUCUCCUCCCUCUGCCCGACCCUCCAUUGUCGGAGCCGGUCAGUUGUCUGACGUGCUAUUGCGUGCAUUGGCUGACAGAGCUCAAAUCAAUCUGUCUGCACUUGCCGACACACGACCUGGCUCCCACAAUAUAUGCUGAGUUUCCACAUAAAGGGAACAGUCACACAGUCUUCGAAUAAGUCUAGACACUGGCGCGUGUGUUCCUUCCUUCCCAUAUUCGCGUUGAGAGGCUGUGUACGGUUCAUUUUUGGCUGGCAGUCUAACUUAGAAAACUGUCGAAGGAAAAAAUGCCUUCUGAGUCUCUUCAGUAUUCGCUGUCAAGAGUCGGUCUGUCCGGACGCGUUACAGAACGCAAGCUGCGUGGCCAGAACACGCGCAAACAGGAAUGCAUUUAUGCACAGGAGAGCCAAAAUGAUCGCCAGAUAAGCUCAUUGGCGGGCUAGAUUGAUCUCAGCCAGGAUCACACAGGUGUGCUCGCGCGUGUUUUCUUUUUGCAUGUAAUUACUCGAUCCUGAUGGUGGCGGUUAACGACAAUGUCCAGCUCCCAAGACAGAUUGGUUCACUACCAGCUUUCAGUUAUGAGAAAAGUAUGCACGCCUCGUUUUGUAAAAUCUGGCAGGUCAGUCAACCCCCAUUGAAGGCAUGACGUACAUUUCAACUAUCGUUACCUGAUUCCAGACCUUCUAAUCUAAAAAAAUGACUUUGCAAAUUGAGGUGAACUUUGAAGAUGCACACUCCUUUACUAUAAACUUUUUUGAUUUUGCUACUGAACUCUAUCCCAGGUCUAUCAAGACUGACAAUUUCCCUGACUAAAAUGAACUAUCCGAGCGUCUAUUGAGUUGAGUACAUCUGAUUGCUGAAUUACUUUGAAAGCCGAGAUUUAGGUUUUGCUCGUUGGUGAUCGUGAGGUAUCCGCUCAUUUUACGGACCCGUGUUCUGUAAUUUGGUUGUGUACGUAACAAUAAGGCAGAUUUUUGGCUUACUAUCAAAGCUGUAGUAAAUUCAAUCUCUUCUGUCAUCAACAUUGUCAUCUUUCAAAAAUACCUGCAGGACUUACUAAGAAACUUCGAGUCGAUUUGCUAAUCCAGGGACGCGGGCACUAUAUAUAGAAAACCUAGACUUUGCGACGUCGCUUUGCUGGCCCCAGACGUUGUUACAUGCAAUUUUGGACCAUAAAAAUCAAUUGACACACUUCUAGUUUCCCUGUCACCUUCAGUUGUGCCUGACAUUUGUCCAGUCUGGAAUAACUGGUGAUGAACUGGGAUAAUUUACGAACUACUCGCGUUGCAUAUCUAAAAAUUCUUACCGUGUUAUACCAGCGACUAUUAUUUUUCUUUUGGAUCGUCGGAAUCAUGAAGAAAGUUGCAAUUUUUAAAAAUGGUACUUAGCCUAAGCCUAUUGUCUCAUUACACGAAGGUUGAUAAAGUGGACAAUAUAUAAGGAUUUUUCACUUUUAACCGCGAUGUUUUACAGCCUGGUAAACUCUUCCAGUGACUUUCGACUAGCUAUACGUUUCUUCAGCCUACUUUCAGGUGGGUAUUACACUUCAAGGAGUUGCCUAAUUGUAGACAUACAACUAAAAUCUUUUCCGUUUUACUUGAGUAAGGUAGUUGAAGAAAGAACCUCAGUUUGCGAACCAGAUGUCAAAAUAAGGCAGGUAGGAACCAACUUUUAGGGGUAUGGAAAAACUUCGAUGCGACCUCUGGAAUCAGAUAAGCUAUGUGUACCCGGGAGGAAAGAAACCAACGGACAAUUGGUCUUUGAAGUCUUUAAUUUCUGUAUUUUUUGCCCAAGUUGCUCUCGUGUGUUGCCCAGUUUCCAGCGAUAUUUACCGGUGCAGUGAGGAGGAGAGGUAGGGGCCGGUUACGCUUUCCUGUUCCCAAAUGUAAGCGCAAUAUGGGCAUUGCAGGUAAGGUAAGCCGAAGGAGGAUGCUGAAAUCGUUUGCGGGAAAGCAGCUAAAGCUAAAUUGAAUUUAGGAUUAGGGUUUGUGUUAAGUUUGAGGGUUCCGGUCAAAGUUAGGGUUUGGGUUGCAGUUUAGGUUUACGCCUAAUGUUAAGGUUGGGGUUAGGAUUAUUGUUAAGGUUAGGGUACAGUUAUGGUUAAGGGUUAUGGCAAAAGUUGGGAUUAGGGUUUGAGUUAGGGUUAAGUUUAGGGUUAGGAUUUGGGCCAGGGUUAGAGUUAGGACUAGGGUUUGUGGUAGGUUAAGGUUAGGUUUAGUGUAAAGUUUAGCGUUUCGUUUAUAAUUAAGUUGACAUUCAAAGUUACGGUUAGGUUAACCGUCAGUUUGGGGUAUUGCUGUCCCACUUUUCCCGUCAGUCUGGUGUUAUGCAGGGAUUCUAGGUUUCCUUCAAUCUCGUGACAGAUUUGUCAUACAUCAGGUUGCUUUUUCCGUUUCGGCCUGAGCUAUUUUUCCCACUAACGAUUUCAACAUCCCCUUCGGCUUACUUUUCUUUCAAUGCCCAUAUUGCGCUUGCAUUUGGGGCCAGGACAGCUCAACCGAACCUUGCCGAAUAUGAGAAAGAGGGAGAAAAAUAAGAGGAAGAAGCGUAGGGGGAGGAAAAGUAGGGGAAGAGUGGGGGGAGGAGGAGGGGAUGAAAAAUCAGAACACAAAGAUUAUGAUGGAGGAUGAGUAAAAAGACACGGGGCGGAGGCAGGAUGAAUAAAGAGGCAGAAGUACAACAGUGUCAACUUUUCAGAUUGGCAAAGUUGAGAGAUCCGGGUUGAUGAUUUGAUCCCAUCCUUUUCUUCAAGUGUCAUCUUUGAAUUCGUCGUAUGUGGUAUUGGCACCGCUUACCAUCACUGGGAUUCUUCGGACGUACUCGAAAGUAUCAGGUCCUCAAGGCUUGCAUCAUGAAGUCGAGUGAUUCCCUACGCCAUUUGAAGUGCAGAGACGGUUCGCAUAGAGAUAGAGAACGGUCAAGAGGACGCAAAUGCCUCAUCAAAGUUAACUACUUCUAAAAAUACGUGCGUUGCGGGUAAACUAAACUUUAGGUGACGAUGAGAUCUGCGACAUGCAUUUAAGGCUCAUUAAUAUUCGUCCAUUUUCAACUACUGCAAAGCUCGACCCGGCGGCAUAAUUAUGCCGAGUUUAACGAACCAGGAGAAUCAUGCGUAUCGUCUACUUCAGAUUUCUGCCCCAAUUCUACUGUUUUGAUGAAUUCAUGUAAAAAAUGUUCUUUCUGAUCCUACACGAGUAAGAAAAAAGGAUAAUUUUCUAGUUUGCAGUGCAAGAAAUGAUCCAAUGCUAAUACAACAGACUUUAUAACACACAAUUGUUUUCAUCAUCUUUAAAAAGUGUCGCGGCAAUUUAUGACACUUAUAUGAAGAAAACAAUCCGUGCUUUCACUAAUUUUAAUCAUUUUUUACGUUCUUGGUCGACUCCACUUUUUUACGUCUCGCAGGGAUAUCCCUGAUCCACAGAUACGGACACAUUUUCCGACAUUGAAGACUCCAGAAAAACGAUCAUUUUCACUAAAUCAUCAGGCCUAGGCAGGUACUUAAAUCAAUAGUCUAGAAGAAUACACCAAAAGAGUAGGCUCUGAAUUUUGAAGACUUCAGAAUAACAGGACACUAUAUGAGUAUGUACAGUUAGAGGUGAGUAGUUAAUCGGGUGUGGAGAUUAGUAGAUUUUAGGAAGCAUAGGAAGAAGGGGAUGAUAGAGAGAUGAGGGUGGGAGCGAAGAUUGGUUGUCACGAGGACUGUAUCAUACGGGUGUCUGGAUAUGAUAGCCACUGAAUCUGUGUCAUAUCUUCGCGCGUAGAAAAUGGGGUCCUUUGGGGGCAGUUUCAGCUGUUGCAGUGACCUUUUGUACAGUUCUGUUCUUCUAAAAUUCUUUAAAGGUUUUGCUACAGUCAAUCUGAUGCGGAUUUGUCACCAUCUGUUCCAGGUUGGAACUGGAAGUGGCCUUCCUUUCGUUUUUGUUCCUCAUACAAGCAGAUGCUCCUUAUUUCUCCUACAAAUCGUCUGGUCUUUCGACCGAGGUGGCCUCUUACCUCAGAAGAACAAAUACCUGAGUAGAUACGUAGGCAGUCGUAAACUUCCGCUUCUCUUUGCAUCCCUUGGACAGGUGGUUAUGAAGAGCACUAGCAUUUAAGAUGUCUUAAGUGUUCUGGCGAAAGCUAUAGAUACUAUGUGACUUAAUAGUUCACUAUGAAACUCAGCCGAGUACGGCUUAAGUUAGCGAAUUUUCGUCUCCCAUUGCGAUUGUGUUCAGUUCCGAUACGCAUUCGUGUUCCCAAGUGAUGAACGCCCGGUUUAACUGUAUUCCUGAAGGCAUUAUCCUUACUCUUACAUCCCGGAGGAGUCUAUUCUCUUGUCCUGUCGGUCAGCCAUCUAGUUAAAAUUAUGGUUAUCUAAGGGAUUGAAACUUUAAAGCUCGUAUACUGUGUUGCCCAUGUUGGUUCUUGAGCGAUUAUUCGGCGGUUUGCUCUUACAGUCCCGUCUGGUUGAUGCCACAAGGUUAGCUUCCUAAAACAGUGUUAGUUAACAUGCCUAGCUUAGUCACUCGCUAGAUUAGAAAGAGGAGAGCGCAAUCAGAGCUGGGAGCAUGCACAGGGAAACCGGUAUGGAGCAAUGCUUGGUAUAACUGGGGGUGGCUUGUACACACCCCGCAACACAGCCACUCUCUGUAUUAAGAGGAUGAGGGGGAUGCAAUCACAACUGGAGGGCCAUGAAGGGAGCCGUGUGUCAAUUCGCAGUUCAUGGACUCUAUAGUGAAAUCAACGGAGUUCCACUCCGUUCGAACAUUGCCAUUAGAAAGCCUUCUUUGUCACUUGCUGGAUUAAGAUAGUAAAAAGGGCGCAUGCCGUCGACAUACUGAACAUAGUAAUUAGGUGUACCAACGAGUGCCUGCAAUUGCGUUCGUCUGAAUAUUCCUAUGAAAAUUAGCAAAAAAGAUUCUAAUGGUGGCGAACUGGCAAAAACUUCCGUGUGUCAGUAAAUACGCCCGGGAGAUUUAAUUCCACGUGGAAAGUACACCUGCACGAUAGAUCCUUUAGAGCUGCCAUCGUAGAUCGUGUCUUCAGUGUUUUUACGCCUUUACCUAACAAUCCUAUUUGGGUGAACGCUGAUAACCAUUAAUGACACACUGAAAAUAAGCAUUGUUUCUCAAUCUAUAUCCGAUUAUUUUAUAAAUUUGACAAAGUUAAAUGUGUUAAGUAUACAAUGGGGAAAGAGUAAGGUGUGAAGAGGCCUUAUUUUACAUGAAAACUCCUUUGAAACGGAAUGGUACGUCAAGUUCUUCAUGCUUUCUAUCGGCUGAAUAGGGAGUUUCUAGUAACACCUCUAACCUGAGGUGCUGACAUCCGUUUUCAACAAGUCCCCAAACACCAUGCAAUCGAUUAAAGUAAGCCUUCAAUCUUUACUCAGUGUCAUCUGCUUGAUAUUUUUCUCGAUCCAGUUAGUUCCAUCUCCUGGGCAACAUUUAGCCUCCUGUUGUAGUCAUCUUUUUUAUGAGUAAGAUUCAAAUGCUUUUAUCUGGCUUUUUCGGACGGAUAAAAGUGUUUUGUUUCAGUUAUUCAAAGUAGAUGGACUUGAGGGAGUAGAGCGUGAUCGUAGGCUCUCGGUCUACAUAUUCGUAGCAGCUUUUGCCUGGAUAGAUUUUAAAUACCCUGGUUUUUAUGUUGAUCGUUUUACAUCGUGUGUCGGUCAAGCGAGAUUUUCACAGGAUAAUCGACUAGGUGAUUCUGUACCACUUAGCGUGUAAACAGACAACAGUGUUGACAAGUUAUUAACGUGCCAUUCGAGACGGCCAAUGGAAGUAUGUUCGAGGUAUUUUUUGUUCUACAUUUUGAUGAACUACUGUGCACGUGUACUCACUUUGCGCUCCUGACCGGCGCUAGGGAGGUAGAAUGAUGUAAGGUGCAAAUGCUACUUUUUCCAGAAAUCUUCGAUCGUGGUUUUAGCGCCCACUAGGUCCUGGUGUUGCAGGCGUUGCAAACCUCCAUACAGUCAGUGACCGAUCUCAUGAAAUGUUGACUAAAAGCCUGAAAUGCGUUUUCGAUUGGGGAGGAUUACUUACGUGAGGUCGCAAUAUUGAUUAUCAUGCGCCAUAAUCCUCCGAUAUUUCGAACCUACCAGGAUGCUGGCAUUUUUGGCCGCCUGAAUGGACCGCAAUCGGAAAAAACGACUCCUCAAGUAGCAUGCAUUUUUAUAUUGAUUUCUGAUGACUUUAAAUACUCUCACAUAUUUUGAAGAAAGAAUGCACAAAAUACGUUUUCUUUCACUCAUUUGGCAGCAAAUUACAUCGCCUUCGCAUUUAUGCUCGAAGAAAGGGCAUAUUUAGGUUUCGAAUAAUUUUGAGCAACAUCAACUGUUGGAUUAGCGUUUAGCGAUUUCAGGCUACAAGGUGUGUAUUUUCCGCGUAAGGAAGAUCAUACACUUUUCUGUACUUAUAAGAAGAUACCAUGUACUAUUAGUACGAUGUGUACGUCAUGAGGAAAACUAACAAAUGAACAGGUACGAUACUGUACUAAUGAACAUUGCAUGGUCUUAAAAAUCUCAUUGUAAGAAACUUUGUUUAAAGCCAAAAAUACCUUUCUUCGAGUAUAAAACGUGAGGUCGACAUAAUUUGUCUGACGAUAAUUUUCUGAAAACUGCUGUUCAUCUAGUUAUAUUUUAUGAAAUUAAUAAAUGAAACGGUUUGCGAGCCUGAACAUCUGUUGUUACAUGUUGUAAAUUCUUAGUCUACUUUUCUCCUACAGAGUUUCUCCUGCUGAUGGAGAGGAACGUCCCAAAAAAUACCCUGUCGCAACCUUCGCGAGGAAUUCUCAGAUUCGAAAUCGACCACCAAACCCCGUGGUAUAUUCCACUUUUGUACUAAAAUGGAUAUAUGCUAUAGAAAAUAGGUGCCGAAAAAUCAGGCAGAGUAAAACUCCUGCAUGUGAUAUCCCUAUAAAUCAAAAGACAACAGAUAAAUGAACAUUUUUGGAAGUUAGGAGGAAAAUCAUAGUCUAUUAUCCUUAUGAUAUGUACAUGUGAUGUAGAUGAAUAAGACCCUUGGGGUGUGCUUGUGGUGGCUGCAGUUACAGGUGAUGAUAUUAUAAGCUCUUUAGUUUGUGCGCAAACCGAGGGUGUUCAGGAAUAAGGAAAGUACCACCAGUGCCUCAAAAGUGUUAAAGACUUGAGAAGGAGCCUAACUUUGGUGAAGGGAACUUGCGCAACCUCUUAAUAGUUUUCUCUUUCCGCCCUCAUAGUGUUCCAGUGGUGUAGGUACGUCAAGAGAACAACUAUAGUUCACCUUGAAAAUCCUUUUAAUCCAUGCUGAUAAACCGUCCAUGCUUCAUUUUUGGCACCAACUUCUUCCGCAUCUCCAUAUUCUUGUUGAGAAGGAAGCCAAAUAUGUUCCCUACGUAAAAUUGUAGCCUUCCUAAGGCCUGACCAGACUGGGAAGUUCAGAUUGCGACGUUGCUGCAAGUACAGUUUCCCAAUCAACACUUUUCUUUGGAGCCGCAGGACGAUGGCGAUAGAGAGUGGCUGUUUGCGGCAAGCAUUUGCGGGCUUGCUUCUAUUUGCGCAAGAAGAUAGUUUCUUCGAUAUGGACAUUUGGCCUAGGGUUUACACGUUAACAGUUAAAAAGUCCCUAACAGAUAUUCAUUCACACUUCUAUUGUAAGUUCCAACGCGCUGUCGUCAACGAACAUAUCAUGUAUUGUUCUUUGGAGGAGUUUGUUGAGACAUAGCUUUUUGAAUGACAAAGAACUUGACUUUGGUUCAGAAGUCGACCUCGAAAGCUUACUGUCGCUCUCUGUACAAGUCCAGCAGUACUCCGAAGAAAACGAAACUAAGAAGAUUUGGCGCUAAUAUGCAGUACGGUUUCACUUUAUGUGUCCUAUAGAGGACACCCGAGAUCGACCCUUCAUUGUUACCGUACAUUGCAUGCAAUUUCAGAGUAAAGUCAUAGAGAGAGCUAAAUAGUCAGAACUUCCAGAGUUCUACCUGAGACUAUUUCUGCUCGAGGUUUCGCAGGCCAUUUUGAAAUCUACAAAGAGGACUGGAAGCCAAUUCAAAUUUCCAGGCUUUUUCUGAGGCUGUCGCAUUGCGGUGAUCAAAGCAAUGAGUACUCUUUGGGCAGCAUACAUAGCGCUGCUAUUAGGAAUUCCUCUUCGGGCUGUGGCAUUAGGAAGUGAACCAAAUCCGCACAAGGAGGUACGCCACCAAAUUAAGCAAGAUGUCCUAGUGUUUGCGGAGACUUACCGGUUUUCUUUGCGCAUCUGGAAUUUUGUGGCAUCUCCGUAUUCUCCAGAGAUUUCCACUUAAGUCCACACGCUUAGAACAGAAGCCAGGUUCCUGAUUAGCUGAGGGUUGUUGCAGUUAAAGAUCUAAGUAUAAUCGAGGUACAGUCUGAGUCUUUCCCAAUGAAGAGGUAAAAACCUAUCUGAUGCAGCUCCUCAUCCUGGAAAAAAGCCGUGGACGGUUCAAAAAUGAGUAGUCUGACAGCCAAAGACCACCGAAUUCGCGGGCAACUGUGCGGUUCCGCUUAAAAUAAGCGACAACGAGAUUUCGGUGGACAAGACCGUAGGCGACCUUGAUGUCCCAGAAGAUUUUUCCUACUUCAUCCCGGCUAGUACUUUUGUGAACAUUCCCUGAGACUUGAUGCAGCCAGGUUUUUAAGGUUUCCACUUAAUCAUCAAAGUUACCAUUCGAGCGUCGUGACUGAGGCUUUUCUUUCGAGAGUUAUGUUGGCCUGAGUAACUUUAAGAAGUUAUUUCCGUUCAGACAAAAUUUUCUUAGCUUAUUCUUCCUUUCUGUUGGCCCCGACUUUGCGUCCGGGUCUUAGGGCCUUUGACGCAGAUGUUUAUGUCAUUCCUUGCUGUGCACCUCAUCUGAUAGCAUCGUCCUUCUCCUCUUCGAUGAAGACUUGCUCUAUUUUGGUGGUCAUGUAACACGCACAUUCUCUUCAACAGUUCAGUGUGCAGCCUACUUAGCGCGUGCUUAUCUUGAGAUUGCCUUUAUGGCUGGGUUAAAAAUACCACUACACACCCUCCUCUUGAGUACGUAGUCCUUUGCGCGUUAAUUACGCGAGGGUCGAUGGGUUAAUUUUCUUACUCGACUAGGGAAGAGAAAGUAGUUUUUUAUGAUAAGUCGAUUUAUUCCGCUCAGAUAUUUAAUUUUAAAACCCAGUGCGUGCUUAUGUUGCCGACUUCAUAGCAUCUUUCCAGGUGACGUAAUCUUUACCAAUCGGCUUACAGAUAUCUCUAUGACUAAAGCCGCGUGCACGAAGAUGACGUGAGCCACCACAGCACCUGUCUAUCACGUCCUUGUGUGUGGUUAUCAAAUGAGAGUGAGCAUCGAAAAUUGCCGCGAAUACACUUCUGGAAAAUGGUAGAUUUAAUCUAGUUGGAAAGCCACUACUUUUAUUAAGAAAUGUGGGAAGUUUCUCUACGUGAUCGUUCCUGGUGUCAAAAGGGACUCCUACGUCACGGCAUCCCUUUAAUAGCAUCCUCCGUCGGCUUCAAUCAGUUGCUGCGGUUCAGAACAGCCAGUUUUGAUGAAGGCAACACCCUGGCUGCUGUGAGCUGGAGGGCAACCACAACUGUUCCCCUUUCUGAUAGGGGGUUUGUCGAAUUACCUAUAAGGAAACAGAAGCUAGAGACUGCUAGACUGGACAAAAUGAAUGUGGCGGGAAGGGUGUAAGAAAGGCUGCUUUUCGUAUUUGUGGAGUUUUGAUAGUGGAUACCUCCCUCCCAACAGUGAAGUCCCGCUGACCAGUUGGGUAAACAGGCGGAUUGUAGGUGCAUAUGCAGUAGAUGGCCUAUCUCAUGAAAUGUUAAUCGAAAUUCUGGAAUACGUUGCCGACUAGGAAUAAUUACUUUUAGGUGGGAGACAUGAUAUUUCAGUCACGCCAAGAUGCCGACUUUCGAAUGCUCUUUUUCCUGGUCACCUGCAAAACCACUCUUUCUAUAAAACUACUAGUUAAUUAAUGUGUAUUUUUCCGUUUAUUUUCAAAGUCAUUAUGGAUUUAAAUGUAUUUAAAAAAGUGUACAAAAGCACGUUUGCCUGUAUUUAGGUGGUAGAAACUUCUGACUUCCUAAAAUCUCAGGCUUGAAGAAAGGGUAACCUUCGGUUCUAAAAAGACCUUUUCUCUUAUUAACUCUGGAACUUAUUUGCAGUUGCAUUUGUCUUCAAAGUGCCCAAAUUUCAUGCUGUAUGCUUCCCGUGUAAGAAAAGUCGUAUGUUCCUCUAUGCUAUUAAGAAGGUGCCAUAUAGGGAUCAUGAACUUUGACAGUGGAGGUGGACUAAGCUAUCAGUUUUCUGAAACUGAAAUAUUACCUUACUUAGAGUAUAAGAUUUUGGAAGACGCCAUCCACCAUCAACUUAGUUCAGGAAAGAAUGCUUUGUGCAUAUUUUCUUUAAAAUAUAGUUGAAUUUGUUAAGGCCUCGAAAAUAAAUAAACAAAUCAUACUACCUAAGUAAUCAUUUUCAUUAGGUGGUAAUUUUGUACGUGGAUGGGCAGCAGCUCGUUCAACAUCCGCAUCCUAGGGUGACAAAGUUAACUCGAGAUUAUAUUGCAAGAUAUUCAAUACAAAAACACCCGGGUAACCAUUUUUGACCGAAAAUACAGUUCAGAAUCUCGGUUAACAUUUCAUCAGAAAGGACACAUACUCUACUUUCUUCUUGUCCGACGAUUGCGAAGUUAUGGAGCUCGAAAGUCAACAGUAACCCACAGAGGGGACGAGCCUAGCAUCUCAGUGGGAGGCGGUGGCAGCGAAAUAGACAUGUUACACAGACAGUUCCUACAGAACAAGGAUAAAAUCAGCUCUAUGGACUAAAGUGGUGGAGUAAAAGAGCCCCACUCAACUACAAACCAAAAGUGCUUUCGUAGGAAUUUUCCGUCGUCAGAAUUUCUAACGUCGUCAUGGUAGGAAUCGUGUGUUAUCAUUCUCUUCGAAAUUCACACCGGUACCAGCCAUACUGUACGUGGCGACUGUUGGAAUCAGGUUGUGCAGACCGCUUUCGCGUCUCCUCCCCGGCCUCCUCGACUUGACCUUCUCCACUGGAUUGCUUUCAGGAUUAACUACAGUUUCAGAAGCGGGACGUCUCUCCCGUUACUCCUGCAAAAGUGUUUUCCGGGUCCUCUGAUCAAUUUUGGGGUAUUUUGGUGACAUCUUUCGAGUGUCAUUGAAAAUGUCGGUUUAUCGACAAGCUUAGCACCAGCGUAUUUUGUAGGCGGCGCCCAGGACUUUUUCACACGUCUGCUACACUGCGCCGAUUUUUCUGGAAAGGUAGCGGAUGACCAAGGCUAUUAUCGGCUAAUACUUGCGUCGGUGUGUUAAUGACUUUAACAUAGUCAUCUGUUGGACACUAAACGCGCUCCUUCAGUACUCGACCGUGCACCCCAGGAUCCAAAAAAUGUCUGACUGCCGGAUAGUAAGCUGUAAAAUGCACGACGGCGACCUUAAACUCGAUCCGGUUUCGUAGACUGUGUUGAUAGUUAUGAAGAUUUUCCCGUGUUCUUCACGCUUCGCGUGUCCCUGGUUUUCACGCGCCUUGCAAAUAAAACAAUUGUUUUGCACCUCUCACAGUCUUUGGAACAGUUUACUUUAGUGUCUGGUAAAUACUGUCUUGCUUGUGACGCAGAUGCUGUUUGUAUGGCCUUGAUUCUCCUCAGAGGGCAGACUCCGGAGAUAUGCGCUGUUUUCAAAGAGAUGGCCUUUGUUUUUAGUCUGCAGGUCCUAGGAAUUCCAUAUGGUGUGAAUGACGUCCCGCAUCCUCCAAGAAUCCACCCUUCUGUUCUUGCGUGUCCUACAGUUUGACGUUUGCUUUGCGGGUGCGAUCCCGUCUGUGCUCGAGAUGGUCUUAUGCUGUAAUAUCUUAUCACUUCGGUGCUGCCUUCCCCAAGACCAUCUUCCCGGUUGGAUCUGCAGCCCUUCUUCGGGCUGGCCAGACAACCAUUGGUUUAGCAUUUCCCACCACGCGACAUUUCGACCGUCACGGACGACGACGAUGACACGACGUCCACGACGUGCCUCACCAAGUGCGCACGUGAAGUAGUUUAUAUUGAAACAAAUCUGCACCGCAUCUGCCACGCUCACUCCUCCCUCACCUACCAGGCUCUAGUGGUAGUAAGACAGAGUCAGAAAGAACAGAGAUGGGCUCUGCACAGUGGCUGACUAGGCAUGCCACACACGGCCUGGUCCAUACUCUACGUGCACCCGGUUUUAUGCGUGGGCGGCUCAGAUCUCAGACGACAAGAGUCUCAUAAAGGCCACAGUAAGAGGGGGCCAUUGUGACCUACCUAUCUGUUCUGAAAAGGAACGAGUUGUUCAGUCAGCUGGUACCCUUCAAAGUCACGAUCCUUAACGCGUUGGGAUAGAUUAAGACGAAUAAGAUUUGUUGCAGUGAGGAAUGGAUUGCCUUGUCGGGAAGAUGAAUUCUCCAGUUUCGGCAUCAUUUGACUGUCCGGGGCUGUCAGAAAACUAGUGAUGGGAUUGGACACAGUGAUUGUCGCAGCAUCAAGGCCUACAUCAAGGCGUGCCAAAAGACCCUUCUAAUGUACGGCAGUAGCCAUGGCCUCGUGCGGACACAGAGUGGCCUGAUUUACGCAUGCCGUUGGUCAAUUUGGUCCCAGUUAUGGUUCAGCGUAUUUUCAGCGUGGUUUAUCGGCCAUAAUCAGAUCUGAAAGUGAAUUUUAGCGGCAGUUGCCGAAGGCACUCUUUCUGAUAAUUGCCUCUUGUGGAGGCAAGCAGUGUAUCCCUUAAGUGGACUCGCUGGACAUUCCAGCUUGUUGCCGAAUCUCACUAUGGCUGACUACUUGGUGCAGUAAAAAACGGCCCGAAUUAGCGUGAGCUGUCUAUAGCAUUUCGUAUCGCCCUCUCUGUGGGGCCUCUUUUAAAAGUGAGUUUGUUGGAGGGGACGGAGUGCUGAAGAUGAUUUGCCCGUGAAAAGAAAGUAAAACAGACCUGCGUAGGAUCGGUCUUAUGCUCUCCCAGUCUUGUUGUGAUCCAGUGCAGAACUACGUCAGAAAGGCCGAAUAAAUGGACAAUGAAUUUCCUGUAUUUGACCGUUUGAGGUCAAGCGUUAAGUUUCGAUUCAGCUGCUGCCAGAUACCCUAAGAAGAACAGAAAUUCGAAUUGAUCAACGAUGGCCGAAUUAUCGAUUGUCCCCAAGCUGCUGCUCCCGUUCCCUUCCCCGAAUUCAUAAAGCGCCGCCAACAUAGAAAAGCCCCAUGCCACGUCGACCUCAGCAUUUCUAUUGCACGACCUGUUCUAAGCCAACGAGUUCCGCUUGCGUGAUCUGGAGAUGCGCAGGGGCUUUGCAGGUCACAUGCCCGAACUUGCAGCCAGUAGGUUGCUGUCCUCAUUCUUGUCAAAAUUAGGUAGACUGGUGACCCUGAUAGGCGAACUGAACUCAUGGGGUAUAAAUUUACAAACAGCAUCCGUAUUUUAAUAUUUACCACGAAUAGAUGAUUGACCGGACUAAUUAGUGGUUUAGUUAACCAGAAUGUACUGUAUAUGCCUGCCUGCAGUUACACAAAAGCACUUGUUUGACAAAAGUCAAAACCCAACUGAGAGCCAAAUAAUUCAGUUAAAGUCGAACUGAAGCCCCGUAAUUCUCCACCGAGCCAUACACGCAGGCUCCGAGAAGGGCCAUUUGUGUCAAGUGCAAUAGGUCACCAAUAAUUCUGGCAUGGUUAGAGAAUCACAUAUUUAUGAUUAUUUCUUGUCUGGGGCCUAGACUGGAGCCAUCCCAUGUGAGCACAGAGCGCUGGAACUCUAAAAAAAGUGGAAUGGACCAUUUCAAUAAAAUAUAUACCUACUAGCUUGUAUGUUUUGCCUUCUAGAGUCGGUUAAUCUGGUUACAACUGUCAUCAACAAUGUCAGUGGUCAUAAGUAUCUAGUUAUAAAGGCAAAUCCCCUCUGGCUUGAUUGUUCUGUGGCGCGAUAUCCUUAUCUUUGAGUGGGCUUGAGCUAAAACAGUGCCUACCAGUUUGAUUAUUUUUGAGAUUUUUUCAUUCGGGACGUUUAAACCCUGAAAUGGAAUCAUUUGGUACAUUUUAAGCGAACGUCAGUUAAAUUUAAAGGCAUUUGGCGUCCUAAAUAGUAUAGGAAAAUAUAAGACGCAAAAAUAUUGACUUGUAGACAGAGCAAAGCAGCAGGGCAAGAAUGGAUUCACUAAUGUUGUAUUUCCGCAUGUUAGGUUUUUAAGCCUGCGCCCACUAACUUCUCUAUCAAAAAUUUCACGAGAAUUUGCUUCGCUCACCGUCUGGUAUUGCUCUUGUAGUUAACCAUCUCCAGGGGCCCACAACCGGUUAUUUUAAACCUCCCUUCUCCAGUCCCCGGCCAAACGUAA